UCCCGAAACCGGAGGCCUAGGCCUAGGAAGCGCGCAGACUCAGACACGGCUGGGCGGGGCCGAGCGCUGGCCACGUGCUGCAGCCGGGCCGCUCUCGGUUCGCCAUGGGUUCCUGCGGGCCUGUGGGUUCCGUGCGGGCGCGCUACCUUGUGUUCUUCCAAUACUUGGGCACGGACUUCAAUGGGGUCGCGGCUGUGAGAGGCAAUCAGCGCGCCGUUGGGGUGCUGAACUUCCUGGAGGAGGCUGCGAAGCAGCUGAGGUCGGUCGUGGAGCCAGUCAAGUUUACCAUCUCCAGCCGCACUGAUGCUGGAGUGCACGCCCUGAGCAAUGCGGCGCAUCUGGACAUCCAGCGCCUCUCGGACCUGCCGCCCUUCUCCCCUGAGGUCGUGACCCAGGCCCUCAACACCCACCUGAAGCACCCGGCCAUUCGGGUACUGAAAGCCUUCAGAGUGCCCAGUGACUUCCACGCUCGCCAUUCAGCCACCUCCAGAACCUACGUGUAUCGUCUAGCCACAGGCUGCCCCUGGCCUGAUCAGCUGCCUGUAUUUGAACAAAAAGUAUGCUGGGCUGUGCAGACAGACUGCCUGGAUGUGGUUGCCAUGCAGGAGGCUGCCCAGCAUCUCCUUGGGACACAUGACUUCAGUGCCUUCCAGUCCGCCGGCAGCCCAACCACAAGCUCCAUACGCACAUUAUACCAGGCAUCUGUGUCCCCUGGCCCACCUAGCCCAUUUGUCCUCCCGGAAGAGAGCAGGAGGCUACAGUUCUGGACCUUGGAGUUUGAGAGCCAGUCUUUCCUGUACCGACAGGUACGGAGGAUGACAGCUGUACUGGUGGCUGUGGGACUAGGGACUCUGACACCUAUCCAGGUGAAGGCAAUUUUGGAGAGUCGAGAUCCUUUGGGCAAAUACCAGUCUCGCAUCGCCCCAGCCCAUGGCCUGUUCCUGAAGUCAGUGCAGUAUAGGAGCCUUGGUCCUACCUCCUGCACCCUACAGGGUCACAGUGUGGAAACCAGGUGAUUGCAUAUUCACAGAUGUGAGGAGCCACAACACACUAAGUCUGACUGCCAACCUUGUCCUGUGUUCACUACAUGAAGCAGAGACUAAGCCAUUCC
Nannospalax galili (Upper Galilee mountains blind mole rat) is the source of this 1111-nucleotide messenger RNA. It is a transcript of the gene Pusl1, whose product is annotated as pseudouridine synthase like 1. The transcript is spliced from 8 exons. Gene Ontology annotation, biological process: tRNA pseudouridine synthesis. The coding region runs from base 105 to 1016 and encodes 303 amino acids. Lineage: Eukaryota; Metazoa; Chordata; Mammalia; Rodentia; Spalacidae. The record is from RefSeq and is a predicted model, not a curated record. Gene Ontology annotation, molecular function: pseudouridine synthase activity; RNA binding.